Messenger RNA from Cheilinus undulatus (humphead wrasse), 2696 nucleotides. RefSeq lists its product as uncharacterized. Lineage: Eukaryota; Metazoa; Chordata; Actinopteri; Labriformes; Labridae. The transcript is spliced from 9 exons. Bases 116 to 2470 code for a protein of 784 amino acids. The record is from RefSeq and is a predicted model, not a curated record.
CUGCCUCCGUCGUGUUCCAUUGAAAUUUGAACUCAGUAGCGCCUUUUAUUUUAGCCUGCUAAAUUACAGGUUUGUUAUUGCCGAGCAGCAUACAGAAAAAUACUUCUUUGUGAGCAUGGAUGACCAGUUUUUGAAAAAGCUGUCCGAAAAUGAAUUCAACUACAAAAAAUCCCUGGAUCGAAUCAUAGAAAAGUAUUCAAAGCUCCAGUACUGUGACGAAGACCUUGUGGUGGACCUGGAAACAGUAAAACCCAAAACUCUUGAUAACUACAUGCGGCGUGCCCAAGCAGUGCUGAACGAGUUGGACUCAAAGACCCUGGACGAGCUGAGAGCAGAGUCAGGGAGAGCACAUGAAACUACUAGAGACUCUCAGUUAGACUUAACACAGCCAUGUGGUAGAUCUGAUGAGCUCUGCGCUUCUGGAGUUGCCAGUGUGGCCACUUCACAUUUAUCUGUGGAAGACAAUGAUGAAGUCUCUGCAGCAGAGGUCUCUGCAUCUGAGAUCUCUGCAGCAGAGUUGUCUAAAAGUGACGUGACUCGACUGACUGAGAGCUCAUUGGAGGUGGAGCAGCAGCCGGAGGAUCAGGACGAGGAGCUGGAGAUGACUCUGAGGAAGCAUGACAGCCUGAUGGAGCUGUACCCGAGCAUGAUCAGCCGGAUUGAGCGAGCCUGGCACCGACAGCACGUCUCUGAGGCUGCUGACUCGGUGCUGAGGAGGUACCGCCGCUGGAGACAGCAGCCCAACAGAAGUUUCAGUCUCAACAACUCCUUCACUUUCACUCAGAAACACAAGAAGAAGAACACAGAGACGAGCAGCGAGAAGAACCGUGAUCGACCGGUGAAGAGCCACUUCAUGGAAGCUAAACCUUCACCUCAGUUGUCUAUACAGACGUUAACAACCAAACCUGAAUGGCAGGCGCAGUCACCAGGGAGGGAGAGGAGCGCACUAAUGAGGGAGAAGUGCCCACCCAUCUUAGUCAUUGACCUCUCUGGUCCUCCUGAAACCUUUAACCCAAAAGAGACCUCACUGAAUCAGACAUUCACAGUGUCUCCUGAUGAGCCCCAGCAAGAAGAACAGCCUUCUGUGUACCCCAUUAGUCCUCCAAAACCUUCCUAUCUAGCUCCAAAAGCAUCCUUGGAUCUGUCGCUUAGGUCAAAAAGGCUCUUGAAUGCUGCUCUUUCUCCGCAGAUAGAUGGAUAUCAUGAGUAUACAUCACAAAGCACAGCUGCUAAAGAGAGACAAGACAUCUAUGGCUCUCCGGUGAGGCGGAGCCCAUUAAAACCACACAUUGUGAGCAACUGUAGAUCACCAAACACCUUCUCUCAGAGCCCAAGAGCUUUUUAUAUAGAAAGUUUCUCCAGGGAACCAAUGAGAUCCAGACCGGGGUUCACAUCUCUGUCAGCUCCUAAACAAAAAGCAACUCUGCCCAUGAGGAUGUACAGCGCUCAGGAUCGUGACAAUUCCCUCCAACCUUCGCCACGCUCAGCAUCAGCAGCAGAAUCUUGCCACAGGCUGCGACGUCAUCUUUCCCUCGACUCCUCCCUACCUUUCUCUCAAAUCUCCCACUCCCCAAAGAAGCUGGAUGAGGAUUUUAUAAAACUGUACCAUAAGUUUGUCUGUCAGAACAAAUCCUCUUUCUUGAAAGGGCCGCCAUGUCGUUUCUGUGCUCGGAGCUCUGAAGCAACCAGGAGUCACUCCUCCUCAGCUCUGGCUGCCCUCGCCUUGUCGCCGCAUCGUUCUGUCCUGAGGAAACGCCACAGGGAGUUGAGCUUGGAUUGUUUCCCACAGUCCAAACGCAUCAGGGAUGCGUACUGCUCUUCUUCUCCUGGAUCCAAGCGCUACAGGUCAGAGAUGCUGAGGCGCCGUCUCACACCACUGGAAUCAGAGCAGGCUCAUGACUCCUACAGCCCAGGUAAACACGGACUGGGUCAUGACUCCUCCUACAGCCCAGGUAAACAUGGACUGGGUCAUGACUCCUCCUACAGCCCAGGCAAACAUGGACUGGGUCAUGACUCCUCCUACAGCCCAGGUAAACACAGGCUGGGUCAUGACUCCUCCUACAGCCCAGGUAAACAUGGACUGGGUCAUGACUCCUCCUACAGCCCAGGUAAACAUGGACUGGGUCAUGACUCCUCCUACAGCCCCGGUAAACACAGGCUGGGUCAUGACUCCUCCUACAGCCCAGGUAAACAUGGACUGGGUCAUGACUCCUCCUACAGCCCAGGUAAACACAGGCUGGGUCAUGACUCCUCCUACAGCCCAGGUAAACAUGGACUGGGUCAUGACUCCUCCUACAGCCCCGGUAAACACAGUGUGUUGCAGAGGUUCAGAAGCCAGCAGCAGUCAGUGGGGCAUCACCAGGAUGUCUGGAUGAUUCAGAGCCACCACAGAGCUGUCGCUGAGUUCUCAGGACAUGGAAGUUCAUUUGAAAGACGUGCUGCCAGUGUCUCCCCCAGAGAGUGGUGGUGAGAAAGAAUGGAGGCUGUCUCAGCAAAGCUGGAAAACUGUCUCAUGUGGCUGAUGCUGUUGUUUCAGCGAGAGCAGAGUGCGCUCAGGAAGCUCACUGUUCCCUGUUUUUUAAUGAUCCGUUUGCUUUCUGCCAUUGUUUUAAAAUUUUGUAUGUUCACUCACAUCAUUUACUGUUUGUUUUCAAAGCUAAAUACAGCUUCAUGUUUCUGUAAAUACCUAUUUUAAU